UUUGAAAGUCAGCCUCGCAGGCAUUGCAGCAGAGCCCCGAGCCGCGGAGAGCAGCGCAGCGGAGCUCGGCUCGCCCUAUCAAGCAUGAAAUUUUUGAGGAAGACAAUUACUGCGUCCUUGGAUUCCUGAAGGAAGAGCUUUCCUAAUGGAACCACAUUCAAGGGAGGAGUGAAAACCAGAUUCACAAAGAUCCUGCAUUGACAUUUGAAAGGAAUUUUAUGUGCUUGGUGGAGAUGGAAAAGGAAGAAAAGCAAGCUGGCCUCCAGAAGCAAGAAGGCAGCAAAUAUUUGAUGGAACUGUUUUUCUGUGAAACCAUGUUUUGAGUGUUCUCCUAGACAUCGUCCAUAAAUAUCCUAGAUCUCAGCUGAGGAUUGCUAUGAUUGGAAACCUGGCUCAUCAAACAGUGUACACUGGGAGAAGCCUGCCUAGUAUAAUACAUUUUCUGUUGUUUCUGAAGGUCUCUAAGAAAACACUGUAGACAUCUACCUGUUAUUAACCCUGCAUCGUGAUUGAGCAAAACUAGCCUUUGAAGUGAACAGAAACAGAGCCUUUUUGAAACUUUUAUUGAACAUGACUCAUGGAGAAGAGCUUGGCUCUGAGAUGCACCAGGAUUCUGUUGUUCUAACUUACCUAGAGGGAUUACUAAUGCAUCAAGCAGCAGGAGGCUCAGGUACUGCAGUUGACAAAAAGUCCACUGGGCAUAGUGGGGAGGAUCAAAACUUUAAGAUUUCAGGAAAUAUAUUUCCCAGCUGUCAGAGUAAUGGUCCAGUUCUCAACACGAGUACGUAUCGGGGAUCCGGCAUGCUGCACCUCAAAAAAGCAAGACUGUUGCAGUCUUCAGAAGACUGGAAUGCAGCAAAGAGAAGGCGGCUGUCUGAUUCCAUCGUGGAUUUAGAUGGAAAAAAGGAAGCUUUGUUGGCUGGCAUGGUUGAAAAUGUGCCUAAAGGCAAACAGGAUAGCACAUUACUUGCCUCUUUGCUUCAGUCAUUCAGCUCUAGGCUGCAGAGUGUUGCUCUGUCACAGCAGAUUAGACAGAGUCUUAAGGAGCAGGGCUAUUCUCUUAGCCAUGAUUCUUUGCAAGUGGAGAAAGAUUUAAGGUGCUAUGGUGUUGCAUCCAGCCACCUGAAGACUCUGCUGAAGAAGAGCAAAGCAAAAGAUCAGAAGCUGGACAACAGCCUGCCUGACAUCACCAAGAACCUGCCCAAAGAGAGGUUUAUAGAAUCUCCUCAUGCGGUGCAGGGCAGCCCCAAGGUGGUGAACGAGCCCCUGUCGUGUGCUGCGAGGUUACAAGCUGUUGCAAGCAUGGUGGAGAAACGAUCCAGCCCUGCUGCCUCGCCCAAGCCCAGCGUGGCGUGCAGCCAGCUGGCCCUGCUGCUCUCCAGCGAGGCCCACUUGCAGCAGUACUCCAGGGAACACGCUCUAAAAGCACAAAAUGCCAACCAGAUUGCAAGCGAGAGGCUUGCAGCCAUGGCCAGGCUGCAGGAGAGCGCUCAGAAGGACAUGGGCCAAUUUGGUUUGGCCAAAGGAAUGACAAGCCAUCUCAAUGGUCAGGCAGGAUCGUCCCCCAAAGCAGUCCCUAGCAAAGGCAGCGUGGCACCGUUUCAGAGUUCGGUGGGAAUCAUGCACUCGCCUCCCAAAACUGUGGGAUACAAAAGUACUGUGGAAAGGAGUAACCUGAAAACCUCUCCCAGCAACAGCUUGCUCUUACAUCUGCUGAAAAGCCAGAACACCACCAAGCACGUGAAAGGGCGUGAGCAGAGUGAGAGAGCCAGCAUUUUUGAAGACAGCAGCACACCGACAACUGUUGAUGAGUAUUCAGACAACAAUCCCAGUUUUACAGAAGACAGCAGUGAUGACGAAAGCUCCCAUUCUAACUGUCUUCCUAUAGACCUAUCCUUUAAACAGAGGACAGAUAAGCCAGAUGCAGGUCCACCUGCAUCGCUGGAUAACCUCACUCAGUCCUUGCUUCGUAACUGGGAUCCAAAAAUUUCCUGUCCAGAGAGCAAGGAGGAGAAAGACACUCCGAAAGCUUCUAAGCUGAAUCCCCACCAGAAAGUAACACUACUGCAGCUGUUACUUGGGCAUAAGAGUGAAGAACAGGUAGACAAGAGUAACGAUCCUCAGGGACCACACAGUACAGCUGAUGUGGCAAAAUUCACUGUACAGACUGGGAAAAGGACUCCUGUUGCUGACAGUCCCAGUGCCAACCGCAUGACUCCGUUAAGCACUCCGCCCUUGCUGGCUUCCACAAAAGCAGACUCUCCUAUAAACCUCUCUCACCAGUCAAUGGCUGUCAAGCGCAGCUCGCCGCCCUAUGCCUGCAGCAUCCAGACAGACAGACUGAUGAAUUCUGCAUCUAAGCACUUGAUAGACCUGUCCAAAAGCAAGGAAAUUCAAGGAGCUAAGCUGAGCAGGACUGAUAGUCCCCAGAACUCGUCGGCGUUCAGCGCCAGCAAGCUGCUGCAGAACCUGGCUCAGUGCGGCAUGCAGAGUUCCAUGUCGAGUGAGGAACAAAGAGCUAGCAAACAGCUGCUGGCAGGGAACAUGGACAAACCUGUGGGCUUGAUUGAUAGAUUGAACAGCCCUCUGCUUACGAAUAAAUUGAGUAUGCAUGAAGAAAAUAACAAAAUAUUCAGUUGUCAGCCCGCACCCGCUGAACAAGGACUUCCAGGUUCGGAAAUAGAAAAUCUCCUUGAAAGGCGCACUGUCCUUCAGCUGCUUCUGGGAACUCCCAAUAAAGGUAAAAGUGAAAAGAAAGAGAGGGUGCUUUUAAGAGAUGAAAGUUCUCAAGAACAGACAGACAAGGCUUUGAAUGAGCAAAUAUUGACGGUGAAAAUAAAAACGGAACCAUCUGACGAAUCAAAUGUUCCUUAUAAUUCAAAUGCACAACAAGUAAGAGAAUGCAAGGUUAACAAAUUCCAAGGGUUUGCUCAUUCACUGCAGAGAAACACAGCUGCUUCUCCAGCAUCCGAGGAGGUGAAAUCUGAGCCUCUUUCACCUCAAGAUUUCUCUUUUUCCAAAAAUGGUCUGCUAAGUAGGUUGCUGAGACAGAAUCAAGACAGUUACCCUGCAGAUGAGCCUGACAGGAGUCACCGAAACAACGAGCUGACACACCUCGAAUCCAAGAGUCUUUGCACAGUACCGAAGAAGAGGAAGCUUCAUGCUGAGCCUUUGGAAAGCCCAUUAAAAAAGAUGAAAAGUAAUGUGUCUGAUGCUGGAAACAAUCACGCUUCUCCUACCGAGGCGCUGUACGGGCCUUUGCUGAACCAGCAAGAACUGAAAUUCAGCAGAAGUGAUGCUGAAUUUAAAUACGGUGUAAGUCAUGGUUCAAAUAGUGAAACUGAAAAUAGGAGUUGGUCUAGAGAUAGUAAAGGCUUUAAUGUGUUGAAACAGCUGCUUCUCUCAGAAAACUGUGAGAGAGAUCUGUCACAACAUAGGAAUAACAUACUAACAGAGGGCAAGAAAAAAGGAAGCAAAACCAGUGCAACAGUCAAUAAACCUGAAUUCACCAUUUCUUCAGUAAGAUCGUUGGUGGGAAGCCCCGUGCAGCAGAACAAUUGUGUAGAUCACAGAACAUUUCAGUACCCCGUAGCAGUCAAAAGUCCGGCCAGCUCCCCCUUCCCCGAACACCUGGGGAGCACGGUGUCCAGGCUGGAGCCCGACCAGCUGAGCAUGUGCUCCGUGCCCAGUGAGAAGGGCCCCAUCAGAUGGGUGAUCACGGGCAUGGACAAGAAUGAUUACGAGAAAGACUCCCCGAGACUGACCAAAACCAACCCGAUAUUGUACUACAUGUUACAGAAAGGUGGCAGCUCUGUCAGCAGCCAAGAAGCACACGACAAAGAAAUUUGGAAUGAGCCUUCAUUUACCGAGAGCUCGACUCGCGUUACAAUCAAAGAGGAGUUGACAUCUGAGCCGGAGCUCAAAACUCCUUUUAGUAACUUGAGAAGCCCUUACAACAGCCAUAUGGGGAGUAACACCUCUCAUCAGCACGGUGGUGUGAAUGGAGAAGUGCAUGGACUUCUGGAAAAAGUGCGAACAAUCAAAAAAGAGCCAGAAUAAACUGCAGCCUCCUCAGUGAGUUUACAAUCAGCGGUUUUGAAUCUUUGUUAAAAAAAAAAAAAAAGAAAAAUGAGUAUGAACUUCACUACUGUAUAAAUUGAGCAUGAUUUUAAAAAACAAAAGCAUGGUCUAAUUGAAAUGUUUUCAUUUGAUAAACUUUUUAUUUUUCUGGUGAUGUUAUUUAAAAUACAUGUAGAUAAAAUUUGCUUUACAGUAGAUUGUCACAAGGAAACUAGAAGGGUUGUAAUUUGUACAAGACGUUUCUGUAUGUAUCAGAUUAAGUUAUGAGUACUCUUUGAUCAGAGUCUUAUUUGGAUCUGCAAGCUUUUGGUAUAACAUAAAGUGUAAGCGUACAGCCUAGGUGGUGGUAAUGCUGCGUUUCCUCCCUCCCUGUAAAAUAAUCCUUAUUUUUUUGAAGCCUGAGCAUAGAGACAGUGUACUUUUUUCUUUUUUUUUUUUUUUUGAAUGUUUUAAUAUGUUUUGUGAAAUUUUAAGAAUAACUUUUAAGAAGUGGAGCAGUCCGUCCAAGGUAUUAGCUCGUCAUAUUGGAAAGCCUGCGUCAGUGUUAAUAAUUGAAGUGCACUGAAAUGUAUUUUUUAGUGCUUCCAAAAUUUGUAUUGUUAUUUUUAAAUCUUGUUUGUGGUCCUGCCAGAAUAGUGGUGUAAAAUCUAUUUUUCUUCCUUGCCCUGCUCUCAACAAAUGCCUUCCUCAGAAUUCUUAGCCAUAGUUAUGAGUUACUAGUUAGAAUUAAAGGUUUUUUCUAGGUUUUUAUAAAAAAAGGCAGAUUUUCAUGGGCUGUGCAAGUACUGCACGAGUCCUUUUGUCGGCACAUUCCUGUCACUUUCCUGCCUAAAAGGGGAAAGCUAAAAUGCCUCUUGGAGUAGUGUGAUUGAGAAGGCUUAGUACAUGUAUUCAGUGAGGAAAAUGCUGGAAAGCUUGUGAAGGGGAUGAACAGAAUUGUGUGUUCAGCACCAUCCUGCUUCCCUGUGGAAGAACACCAACUGCACUAGAGCAGCACAUCAGACUUCCACUCUAAGAUGGAAUAGGAUUUUAAUGAAAAAUGUGUUGGCCUCUUCCUACAACCAGGGAAAAGAAUCUAUAAUCUGCCAAUAUUUAUUACUCUCUGAGCAGCUGAUACAUGGUUUAAUGCACUACCCUUUCACUGCAGAAAAUCUGGCUUUAGAAUAAUUUCCCAGGUAGCACUGAGGAUAAAACUGUGGUUUUGUCAUGUUCUGUAAUGGAUAGUGGGAUAUAUCUGAGAAAUCCUUCCCUGCCCUUUUCCUCAAUCCCCACCUGUGCUGUGAUUUGUAACAUCUGGCAGUAUCAGCCCGAGAUGGGAGGAACUGAAAAUUGCAGUCAGAGCUGAGACAUCUUAGAAGAAUUGCUGGCUGGGGAAGAGUCGUGUGGCUCUGCUUUCCCGUUAGCACUGUCAGUGUUAACUCCAUUUGCAGCCCUUAUUUCUCUGGGGGCAGGAAGAGGACAAAAUCCAGCUCCUUUGAAUUAUGUGAAUUAUUGGCAAGAAGAAGUUUUGCUGAACUUUUUACUCCUCUAAAAAAAA
Molecule: messenger RNA, 5617 nt
Organism: Melozone crissalis (California towhee)
Lineage: Eukaryota; Metazoa; Chordata; Aves; Passeriformes; Passerellidae
Gene: NRIP1
Product: nuclear receptor interacting protein 1
Exons: 4
Coding region: 571-4059 (1162 amino acids)
Biological process (GO): regulation of transcription by RNA polymerase II
Cellular component (GO): nucleus
Molecular function (GO): signaling receptor binding; transcription coregulator activity
Source: RefSeq, a predicted model, not a curated record